Molecule: messenger RNA, 3334 nt
Organism: Parastagonospora nodorum SN15
Lineage: Eukaryota; Fungi; Ascomycota; Dothideomycetes; Pleosporales; Phaeosphaeriaceae
Exons: 2
Coding region: 1-2574 (857 amino acids)
Biological process (GO): aspartyl-tRNA aminoacylation
Cellular component (GO): cytoplasm; cytosol; aminoacyl-tRNA synthetase multienzyme complex
Molecular function (GO): RNA binding; ATP binding; aspartate-tRNA ligase activity
Source: RefSeq, a predicted model, not a curated record
AUGUCUCUCAAAAAGGCAUUGAACAAGCUCAAGCCGGGCCACCACAGCAACCCGGCCUCAGACGACGAGAGCAACAAGGUGCCUCCCGUGGCAUCCGGCACCACCGCAACCUCCAAUGGCUUGCCUAUUAGAGCCCAGUCGCCAAAUGCGACCCCGCGUUCUUCUGGCAUCUUCAGCCACAGGGCCAGCGGCGACUACAAGCGCAGCGAAGUCACUUCUCCCACAGAUAGCAGGAGCAGUUUAGAGGGCCCGCGUCACUCUCUGACCGGACUCCUCGGCCGCCGCACCGACAGUCCCAACCGUUCCGGUACCAAGUCGAGCAACAAUCACCAGCGAUCCGGCUCGCUCUCUACGCACAGCCCCAUCCGUGCAGUGAAGGAGAAGCUGCAUAUUGGAGGCGACAACUCGUCCAGUGAUGAGGGAGUCCCGCUCAACCGCGAUGGCGAGCCCAUGUCCAAGAACCAGGCGCGAAAGGCCGAGAGGCAAGCCCAGCAGGAAGAGCGCCACAAGCAGAACAUGGAGAAGGAGAAGCUCCUUGAGCAGAGGCGGAAGGAAAUGGACGCGCAGGCCGAGGCUGAGCUCACACCAGAACAAAAGGCCAAGUACGGCAGCUUCCACCCCAACGCCUAUGCUGGCGAGUGGAAGCAUGAGCCCCGGAUGAAGAUCGAGGAAUUUUCAGCCAAAGACGUUGGCAAGGAAGUUGUCUUCCGCGCUCGUAUCCACCACUUGCGGAAGAUGAGUUCCAAAUUUGUCUUCUUCAUGUUCCGCCAGCAGCUCGCUACCAUCCAGGGUGUCUUGAUGGAGCAUGCAGACAUUUCGAAGUACAUGCUAUACUGGGCAGAGCACCUCGACGCCGAAACCGUUGUGCUGGUCAAGGGUAUCCUUCAGGAGCCCAAGGCCAAGCAGGGUGAGGUUCUUGGAGCCACCAUUCACGACGUCGAGGUCUCUGUACACGCCAUGCACGUUGAGGCUGCUGUGACCGAGAACCUUCCCUUCAACGUCAACGAGGCAGAGGUCUCAAAGGCCGAAGUCGAUGCCGAACUCGCAAAGUCGGAGCACAAGGAGGGUCACAGCCGCGUCAGGAUCUCAGAUCGCACACGUCUCACCAACCGUGUCAUCGAUCUGCGGACAACGGCUUCUCAGGGCAUCUUCCGCAUUCAGUCCGGUAUAUGCAGCCUGUUCCGUGCCCAGCUGGACUCGGAAGGCUUCAUUGAGAUCCACACGCCAAAGCUGCAGGGUGGUGCCACUGAAUCCGGAGCCAGCGUCUUCAAGAUUGACUACUUUGGCCGCGGCGCUUUCCUCGCCCAGAGUCCUCAAUUAGCCAAGCAGAUGGCUAUUUCAGCCGAUUUUGGAAAGGUCUACGAAAUCGGAGCUGUCUUCCGUGCAGAGAACUCCAAUACGUACCGUCACUUGACCGAAUACACAGGUCUCGAUCUCGAGAUGCAAAUCGACGAGCAUUAUCACGAAGUCCUCCGCGUCCUCGACCGAACAUUCAAAGCCAUCUUCAAGGGCGUCUACGAACGAUACCGCCCUGAGAUUGAGAUCAUCAAGAAGCACUUCCCUCACGAGGAUCUAGUGUGGCUGGACGAGACACCUGUUCUUGCAUUCGCAGACGCAGUCAAGAUGCUGAAUGAGUCGGGGUGGAGAGACGAUGAGGGCAAAGAGCUCGACGUAAAUGAGGAUUUGGGCACACGAGACGAGGUACAACUUGGUCGUGUUAUCAAACAGAAGCUCGGAACAGACUACUACAUCUUGGACAAGUUCCCCGCCAAUGCCCGACCCUUCUACGCGAUGCCAGACCCGAACAACCCCAACGUCACGAACUCGUUCGAUAUCUUCUGUCGUGGCCAGGAAAUUCUAAGUGGUGGCCAGCGUAUACACGAUGCAGACAUGCUUCUCGAGAAGAUGCGCAAGAUGAAGGUCGAUCCCCAGUCGAUGGAAGAGUACAUUCAGGGCUUCCAGUGGGGUGCUCCCCCACACGGUGGAGGUGGUAUCGGACUCGAACGUAUUCUCAUGUUGAUGAUGAGUCUUGGAAACAUUCGCCACGCGUCCAUGUUCCCUCCGAGACCCCAAGAGUCUGCCGGAGAGCUACGCCAUCCCGAGGCCAGCACCAUGCAUCCCCCAUGGGAAGGCCAAGAUCGUGUCGCCGCCAAAGUCGACUACCAGCCUGUCGAGAAGCUCAUCGCAAACUACGGUGAUGCGACAAAUACCUCAUGGCUUGAGCCACGGACAGAGAUCUGGCGCGACGAGCACACUGGAGCUGCUGUUGGAUUUGUGCCUCAGGAUGGCUAUGCUAUUACUGUUGGUGAUCCUCUCUGCCACCCGUCUCAAUACCUGAAGACUAUGACUGCAUACCUCAAGUAUAUCAAGAAGGAGCGCAAUCUCAAGCCGCUGUGGCUUCUUGUUGGUGGUCCAGUGGAGGAAACCUUGGCUACCAAAUUCAACUGGCGUACGUUCUCCGUCACUGGCGAGCAGCGUGUAGACCCUAUUCACAACCCCGCCGAGAAGGACAGUGAUGUGCAGCGCAAGAUCCGACAUGCUGAGAAGGAAGGGUGUCAAGAUCACCGACUAUGAGCUUGGUUCGCCGCCACCUCCAGAGAUCAAGGCCAAGGUCGAUGCUCGCGUUGAAGACUGGUUGAAGAACCGCAAGGGCAAGCAGGUACAUCUGACAAACAUUCACCCAUGGCAAGAUGAGGAGCAUCGCCAAUACCAUAUUGCCUAUACUUCCGACGGCACUAUUGCCGCCUUCGUCGCCAUGGCGCAACUCUCCCCCGACCACGGCUGGCAAGUCAAGUACUCGCUCGACUUCCCAGGCCGCACCGGGCGGGUUCCAUCGAGUACAUCGUCACACACGCCCUCAAGAUGGUCGGUGCCAGUGGCGCAAGCACUGUCACUUUCGGUGGCGGUGCUGCCUCCAAAUUCACCCCCGGCCACAACGUCAAGGGUACUCGUGUCAAGGUGCUCAGUCGCGCGUACCACGCCAUCGCGACUGAACUCAAGCUCACUAACAAGACUGAGUUCCGCGAGAAGCUUGGCGCCAUCGACGACCCGAGUUACAUCUGCUAUCCACCACACGGCCUGGGACCAUUGGCAGUCAAGGCCAUCUUGAACUUCUUCUCAGAUGAGGACGAUAACUAAGGUCCUAUAUUCACGGGACGGAACGUACACGCUUGGAUGGAACAUGGGAUUAGAGAGCAGCGGAAGGAUGUGUUGCAUGAUACCACCGGAGUACGCAUGAUGGAAUAAGGUUUGUUGCGCGGGAACAGAUCAUCUCUUUUGUUUUUGAUAGCUAGAUUACCCUUGGUCUUCUGAAAUUCUAUACCCCUCUAUCUUA